AUGGUGACAAGUUUUCUGCAAUUGAAGCUGAUUCGGCACCUCAACUAUCCAUGCGGUCAACCAUCUACUAUCGCUGUUGAUCCCAGGAAGAUAAAGUCAGGCGCCACGGCUACAAUAACUGUCUCCGGUUUUGAGAAGAAGGGAGUUAACUGCAUUGAAAGACAAAAGGAGGAGAGUGUGUACAGUCAAGCAGUCAAAACGGGGUCCCUUUGCUGUGUGGCCGCAAGGCCACAUGGAUCGUCCGACAAUGGUCACAAUUGGUCAAGUUUGGGAGAUAAACCCCGUUGGCACACCAAUGAGGGAUAUGUGCCCCCGUUAUCGAGCUCGCACUUGGACCAACUGCAUGGUGAAGACUACGUGGGCACAUCAUCUCGAACGUUUUCUGUUCACAGAAGAUCGUUAUCCUUGAGUGGUCGUGGAAGUAGAAGCUGGAGGAGGGUAGAUGGCAGUAGACUCUAUAACCAUUACCGCACUCCCUCUGGGAGUCUAUAUGGAGGCAGUCCCAACAAUUUUAUAUGGAAUCCUCUUGCUUCAUCCAGUCAUCGUAUUGCUGAUUCGACAACAGCUGAAUCAGAAAUAGUAGCAAGCCCUCUAACCUCGGCACACUCCUCCAAAGCGGAACACAUUCUUACUCGUCCACCUGCAAUAUCAAUAAAAUCCGAGAGCACUUCAUCGUCAUUUCUCAAUGUCACAAAAGCCCCCCCUGCUCCUCACUUAGAGUCUGGUUUACCAUCGUCUUCCCAUGGGAACGACUCCGCGUUAUCUAAGCCCUCAUUCCUGGUGCCUGGCAAUCCUUCACGGAGAGAACAUUAUGAGGGACGUUUUCCUCCGACAGGUCCAGGUCAAGUGCCAUCUUUGGAUGGGCGCUUUUCCUUUCAUCGAUCAAACUCCAGUAGAAGUUCUAGCGCAGGGGGGAGCUCUGACUGGUCAUCGUUCAAUGGCUUUAUGGAAGCGGGAUCCGAUGCACGGCAGGAAUGGUUAAGGGUAUCAAACGCCACGAGUCCAUCUGACUACCACUGGGGUACCAACCGGUCGGAGGAAUAUGAUAGAGGUUCAGGUCAGAUGUGCAUGGAGAAAAUUACCGCACGUAGUUCUCAAUCAACCCCGUCCAGCCCGUGUCCUGAGAAUUGUGGUGUCUGCUCACGGGGACUUACUCAGCGAUCUCCAUGGGCCUCCUCGCGUUUUAUGGGUUUUCACGAAUGCAAUGUAGUUGGGGUUUUGGUUUGUGGCCACACAUAUCAUACUGAAUGCCUCGAGCAGAUUACCCCUGAUAGCUCUCGCCAAGACCCAGCUUGCCCGCGUUGCAGCUCUGGAAAGGUUGCAUCAAAGCAACCGAUUGUGUCUAUGCCCACUCUUAAAUCUGGGACUGUACGAGGAAGCAGCUUCAUGAGCAGGCCAAGCCCGAGAAAUAAACUGUCUAGAAUUGGAGUGCUAGAUGAUACUGUCAGUUUCGGCAAGCCCAGAUUUUCAAUAAGUUCGCCAGGGGAACCUUCCUCUUAAAAAGGGAGUUGCAGAAUGAUGUCCUAAAAGUCCUCACAUACUUCACAUGAAGGCCUACUUUCGUGCGUAUGACUCCGUGCGUGUGACUGGAGCUCAUUUGAACGAGGAAGAUUGGUUGUUGAGAAAAUUUCAGCGGAGAUGGUAUCUCUAAAAGUUGAUGCAGAUUGCGCUUCGAAACGGACGCGUGAGGAUUUUUGGCUUUACCUUUCAUGCAGUUGAUCGUGAACCAUGCUCUGAUUCAUGUUUCUCGGUGUUUUCUGAAUGUGAUUCAAGGUCUGUCGUCAUAAGGAGUGGUGGUUUCCUGCCGAGAAAAACUGCCUUUUGCUUGUUCUUAGUUUAGGGUUGUCAACACCGUUAUUAGAGCAGGCAACAUCUAUUGGAUGCCUUUUCAUCUUGUGAAGUCUUAGGUUACGGAGGGCCAGUUGCAGAGAAAAGUCUCUAAUUGAGUGCUCACAAUGGCUUUGCUUUAAGAUACAAUAAUGUCCAUUACAGAGGGUAUCAUGCCAGGGGUAGUUACAAUGUAUAUACUCCGCUGGGCAUGGCAUUCUUCCUGAUAAAGCCACUGGCUUUCACAUUGUACUAUACUCAACAUUUUGUAAAUACAAUGGCCUUAUGGGAAGCAUAGGCACUUCUUCUCUUUCCUA
Molecule: messenger RNA, 2144 nt
Organism: Physcomitrium patens
Lineage: Eukaryota; Viridiplantae; Streptophyta; Bryopsida; Funariales; Funariaceae
Source: RefSeq, a predicted model, not a curated record